Anopheles marshallii is the source of this 1635-nucleotide messenger RNA. RefSeq lists its product as uncharacterized. The transcript has 2 exons. The record is from RefSeq and is a predicted model, not a curated record. NCBI's taxonomy places the organism in Eukaryota, Metazoa, Arthropoda, Insecta, Diptera, Culicidae. The coding region runs from base 1 to 1635 and encodes 544 amino acids.
AUGUCCGCUCCGGAACUGUCGUGGCAAGUGGUCCGGGACAUUGGAGUGCACCGGUUUCGGUUCGGUCAUGUGGGCGGUGCCAUUGACAGUUUCACCGAAGCGGCACCAAGGCUCAGUGAAGACGAUGAGUCGGUGCUGGUGUUGAAGGCAAAAGCACAGCUAGCGUACUCCGAACCCAACCCAGCACUGGAAACGAUUCGAAGAGCCCGAAAAUAUCCCGGAAAUUUGCUGCACUGCCGGGCAUUGUACGACACUGGCGAUCUCGAGGGGCAUCUGGUCGCGUCCGCAAACGGGCAGCGUGGCCAGCGCCCAGCAGGAGGACACCGUCAGCAAAACUUUACGGCCGAAGUGGAUCUCGGCCUGUCCACAUUCGAUUGUGCGUUGGGUGAGCGAGCGGGGACAUCACUGCUCGAGUACCGGCAUCGCUUUCCGGAGAUUGCCGCUGAGCGGCAGGAACUGCGCAAACGGUCGGUAGAUCGACCCCGCUGGAAGGUACUGGCUGAGGCCGGCGAGUGCGAUGUGAUCAGUGUGCUUGAGACGGUCCGUAAGGAGCCACCGCUACGGGAACAAGUGCGACGCAAGAAAAACAAGCGAAUUCUCGGCCAAAUCCACCUGGGACGUGGAUGGGAAGAUUGGAUGUUUAUCGAGGAGUUGUUACCCACGGGACGGUACGGGUCGGUUGUUCGAUUGCCACAAGCGAAGCCUAGCUCCCAAGCUAUGCACCAGCUGGUGGACGAAUGCUACACGAAAGUGUCGGCGCAGGUUCGGCUUUCGCAGGCCUGCUUUCCGAUGUACAGCCAGCGGCAUGGUCGUUUUGGACCACAAUCAAACCACCGGCGUGAGCUCGGUGAAAUUGACGAGCUUCUUAAGUUCCGGUACCGUGCGUACCGUGCCGUGUACAAUCAGUUCGAUCGUAUGUACGCGUUACGCGAGCAGGGCAAGACAACCGAACUGCUUCGCUACGGUGGAGAUAUUUUGAACGAAUUCUACAAAACCACAACCGUCCGGGUACUGCCCGAGAAGGGUAAAGUGGUGCGCGAACUGUGCAAUUUGAUUGGAUUGUCCGUGUUGGAUGGGUUGCGUAUUCCUCCGGGUCUAAUGGAUGUGCUACCGGAACAUCGCUUACUACUGCUGUUUGCUGUGCCGCCGGCCAAGGAAGCGAAGAUUAUAGUGCCCGUGUUUGGUGACAUUUCCACUUACCGAGACCCUACCGAACCGGAUCACGAUUAUUUACGCUACAAGGGCAAGAUUGCGGAACUGGAGCGCCGUUAUCAGCGUGUUCAGUUUUCGAUCGAGCGUUGCCUUAUCGACUACCAGAUGGCAAUGCAGCAUCUGCUGAACGGUUGGCUGGACGACGUUAAGGUGAUGGGUAAUCGGAUGAUCGACGAAGCGAUCGGUUGCGGUAGCCACUUGUGGCAACUCAUCGGACAGCUUACCAUCGCCAAAGCCUUGUGUGCUCAGCAUAAUCUCGAGCAGCUGGCCGUGCAGUUACGGGCAGCGGCCAAAACCGUGCAGGCCCGUCUGCCGGACGAGCGGAUUGCAUUUUUCAUUGAAGUAUCGCAGAAGCUCAACUGGGAUUUGCUAAUGAAAAAGCAAGGCCAAUCGCUCGUGUUGGAACGUACGCUGCUGGUUUAG